UUCUUUUUAAUCGUAGAGACUCGAACGAAAUUGUUGACAUGAUUGUAUGAGGAUUUAAAGUCAUUCACUGUUUGGUGCAAGUAACUAGUAGGCCGACGACACAACAGCCUCGGGCCCAAGAACAGUGAUUAGAAUGGCCUUUAUCGUGGUGUGUCAUUCAGAAUUUAGGCCUAAUUCGUAACUCUGAAAAGAUUCUUGCAAUUAUGGAGGACGCACUGGCACGAAGAGGGGCGAUUUAUAUUCACGCCAGCGACAUUCAGAAUACACUAGAUUCUGGUAAAACACUGGACGAACAAACCAACCAGCGUCGCGUAGGGCAGAGAGAUGGCUUUGAAGACAUACCAGAAGAUCAAGAAGCACCAAAGACGAGUAGUCGGCCAACACUGCCCAAUGCCCGGCUCAGAAGAAGACACGCUGAGCCAAAAGAUGAUCCACCGUUUGAUAGGCAAACACGAAGUGCCACACCUGCUAAAUCAGAUGAAACUAAACCGACAGCUCACGCACACAGGAGACGAAGCAUCAGUUUGCAGGGACGUAGGCCAAGUACAGUGCCAGAGUUUUCCACCAAUAUCCCCCAGGACAGACGAAUGAGUGUUCGGCGAAAUAGUACUCUGCCUGCCCCUCCCACGCAAGCGUUCGUCUCAUCAAUGCAACAUACUCGUCGUGCUAGUACGGUGCCAAAGACACAUGAACCCGAUCCCGCCCUCACCGACGAUCAAAAAGCAGCUUUCAAGGAAGCAUUUGACCUGUUUGACAGGAAUGGUGGCGGUACCAUUGAUGCUGAUGAGUUAUCUGAAGCACUGAAUUCUGUGGAUAUUCAUCUUUCCUCGGAUGAGAUUAAGGAGGUUUUACAGGCAAUCGACAAGGAUGGGAGUGGUGAAAUUGACUUUGACGAAUUCUUGAAUAUAAUGACCAAUACGGAAAAGUUUCUGGAAAUGUUUGCCUCUAGGCAUGAAGGUGAAGGUCCUCGUAAGAUCCCAGCAGCAGGAAGAGGGCACAUUCUCUUUGACGCAUUGACACAAUUCAUGAAAUCCUCUGCUCUCAAAGCGAUGGAUGAAAUUGUCGGGUAUUACAAAAGCAAGUACCGUCGUGCGAACGCUCCCCAUGUGGUCAUGCACUAUGCGGCCGGGGCCAGACUCAUCGGUUUGACUGAGAAGCAAUUGGCUAGACAUCUGGAGAAACUGCAAGCCAGUAACAAAGGGAAAGAUUUGAAGAGCCCAUACGCGCAACCUCUUCGUAUCUUUUUGACUGGAGCACCUGCCAGAACUACUAAGAAAGAACCAGCAGUCCAUCCUGAUAAGGAGCGUCGACGAUGCACCGGCAAAAUAAGAUUAACUGUGCAUCUACCGCCCUCUACUGACGCCAUUUCGUUGAAAACAGACGGCAAUGAAGGCCAAAGCAAGGUCGUGCGUAAUUCUAAGAAUACCAACAUGCACAUGAAGCCUGUCUUCCAGCCCCGUCUCGGUUGGGUCAAACCUCACGUGAAGAGUAUUGCCGCCAGGCUACCUCAGAGAAAAUCAGUUCUCACUAUGGAAGACCUUGCAUCCAUCAGGAAACGGAUAACAGACGCUACGAGAGAUCACUACCACGAUUUAGCGAAGAGCCGAGCGGUCGAGAACCAGCGAUACUGGCGCUCACUUCAGCCACAAUUCAUCCCAUCAAAGACGCUACGAAGUAACUUCAGGAAAGUGUUCUGUGCAUACAUUGCUGCAGGACAGCGAAAAAUUUAAAUACAUGAAGGAAAGGGAAGUUUCUUAGCUACACAGUCUUUCAACAUGUGUAAUGAAAAUAUUUAAUUUUCUGACCUUGUAUUCAUAGCAACAUCGUGUAUGCAUACGCCUUGAAGCUGCGAGGUUUAUACUCGAGUUAAGUUAAUUUGAUCCCCGUAAAGUGUAAUUACUAAGCAAACUAACUGGGUAGUUCUUGAAACAUUUUUUACCGGGCAAGCUUACGGAGUCUGGAGUCAACAUUUCAAAGUGGUAAAAAAAUUAAAAUUCAAGACCUACGCGUCUUUCGUGUUUUUGAGCUACAGUUGGACAAAAACCAGGCUUGCAUGUUGAACAACCGUUUCUUAUAAAAUUGAUAUCAAUUGAUUUACACGAUGUAAUGGAAUUUAAAUGCAUUGCAGUUAUUGGAUGAAUAAGACGAAUUUCAGAAGCGAAGGCUUUUCCGACAACCAAAUCCAACGAGUGUGAAACUGAUAGGCCUAACUGCAAUUAAACGAAUUUUUUGUUAACAUUU
Acanthaster planci (crown-of-thorns starfish) is the source of this 2241-nucleotide messenger RNA. RefSeq names its product EF-hand calcium binding domain 3 (gene efcab3). Lineage: Eukaryota; Metazoa; Echinodermata; Asteroidea; Valvatida; Acanthasteridae. Gene Ontology annotation, molecular function: calcium ion binding. The record is from RefSeq and is a predicted model, not a curated record.